GAACAGUUUGACAGUCAGUAAUGCUUGUCAACCAUUUACAAGGCUUGGAACAUUUGCGGUUGCCCUUGCUGGUAUUUUGUGAAGAUGCUUUGGUUAUUAAAUGACUAAUGGGGUGCAAAUAUCUUAUUAAAACUCAGUGCUAGGCAGUGUCUCCUUAAUCUUGGUGACUGUUUUCGUUUCCGAGAUACACUUCUACAAACACCAGGCAAGAAGUCGUCCUGACAGGACCACGUGUAGGUUGCCUGACCAACAGUACGUCCAUCGGAGACAUUGUCUAAGGCAUCGUGUCUUCAAUAGUGCAGAACCAUGAUGUGUUCUAGGCAAUAUAGUGUUUAAUCGUGUCCACUCAUGUGAAGCUUUAGCUGUAGGUGACCCGUGAAAACGAAACAGAAGAGAUGUUGAUCCCCGAGAACUCUUCCUUUUUAUAAUAUUUAAAUAUAAAUUAGUGUAUUUAUUAAUCUGCCAAAACAAAGCUGUUCUUUUUUUGACUUUAUAAAUCAUGAGAAGAAACAACAGUUUAACGCUUGUGCUCCUGUUCAUGGCAAUGGCAAAGACUGAGUCUACGGAUGAUGUGGACAACACCACUCAGCAGGUCUUUCCUACAGACGAGACGAAGGCAUCAAGUAUGUUGCAGGACUGCACACAGUAUGUCACUGAACAUGUAGUUUACACAGAUACUUCGGACGUUUCUUAUUUGUGGUCUGGAGAUAGUCACCACUACAGGGAUUCUGUUAUCAAAAAUAUUACCUCGCCUUCAUAUUUCAGCGAUCUUACUGAGAUACCUGCAGCACUGUACUUUCACAACAAAACAUUCAGACGACUUGAAACAGUUGAUGUUGACCUCCUGACCUGCGUCAUCCGAUCUCAGACUCAUCAGGUCGAAGGGCUCGAGGGCAGCAUCUCCAUGUCACUCAGACCGACCUCCGAGGCAGGACAAGACCACAAUUUUGUUAACUUCUGCAAUGUGGAGCUAACGGUUCCACCAGGCAUGGUGGCCUAUGUGAAAGUGUUAGAGACUCAUAUAGAGUGUAGCGAGUGUAUACGAAUAAUACUACGCGAUCACGUGGACGAUCUUCUCUUUGACGAGUUUGCACAAAACCUCCCGGCCAACUUUUACACAUACUCCAGCAGCCUGAAGCUUCUGGUCAAGAUGAUGAGUCUCAGAUCGAACUUCUAUCUUUUAAUGAAUUUUUCUGCUCUUCCAGAAACUAGUAGGCCGCAGUUGCUGAUGAUGCUGACUUCGUCAACCACGGGUUAUCUCGAAACGCCAUUUAGAGCAAAUCGUGAAGAGUUUUCCCCUUUUAUCAAAUCCUCGGUACACCUGGUGGCUCCAGUCGACCACGUCGUCGUGAUUAGUUUUCAUGAUAUCCAGGACUGGCUAGGCUGUGUUUCACGGUUGUCUGACCAUCUCAUUUUCCACACAAACAGCAGUUUCAGACAGUACUUGAUAUGUUCCGUAGAACAGAAUGGUGACCUGGAUUUUUAUCCUGGUGAGGUGUACAUUGAAUACAGAGUUUACUCAAUGUCUAGUAAAAGACAAUUUCGAAUAAUGUUUUCCUUCCACCAUCUGUCUGCGCUGCCUGUGAAGUUGUCUGAAGGCAGGUGGAACUGCUCGGCUGUGCGAUGGGAGGACAUGCAGCACCACUUCCCGUGUAACUUUGUGUCUGACUGUGUGGGCGGCGAAGAUGAAGCUGGAUGCUGGUCAGGUGACGGCACGUGCAGCGCUGGACAAGUCGAGGUGGACGGUCGCUGCUUUUCGAUCACGCACGUGGUGGAGGAAGACCUUUCAUGGAAUGAUGCGAACCGUUGGUGUCAGGAGCGUAAACAACAGCUCGCCAGUUUGACCACAAGAACAGUGUGGGACUUCUUUAUAAAGUUUCUCAAACAUUCAACAAACUCAGGGACGGUUUUCAUCGGUGCUAGGUUACCACCCAUUUCCAAGCUUCCAAUAUACCGAAUGAGUUGGCUGUGGUGUGAUGGGACUGUCGCUCACUUCAUUCAAAUUAAGGCAUUAAAUCUCAAACUACUUAGCGAAGCUUGCGCGCGGACUCCGGAUUCCUUCAUGAAGAUUCUCUUAGGCGAAGAAAAUCUGAUGGUCACAACGUGUGAAGACAAAUAUCUUAUAUCUUUACACUUGUGUGAGAUCCCGGAAACCUCUAGUAAGUAUCCUGAUGUCAGGGCACCAGACUCUGUACAACCCAGGUCCAGAGACUUCAAGCCAGGGUACAUCCUGUGCCCCGCUAACCACUUCACGCACGUUUUUCUCGCCUGUGACGUCACCUCUAACUGCUGGAGCAAGACAGAUGGCGCCACGUACUCCUGCUCGCCACCACUGACGUCACUUCCGCCGCUUUUUGAGUGUGCUGAUGUACAGCAAAGUGUACCAUACACCCUAGUAUGCGAUCAUCGAGCUGACUGCCUUGAUGGCAGCGAUGAAAACUUUUGCGUCUUUCCACCCUGCGACCUGGACUCACCGUUUCAAUGCAGUGGCAGAAGGUGUGUACAGGUGGAUGAGCGUUGUAAUGGACAAGUAGACUGCGAUGACCAAGCGGAUGAAACAAAUUGCGAAAAGACUUCUAAAGGCAAUACAAACUUUAAAUACCCUCUAAGAAUUGAUAUUAAUUCAAAAGGACAGAUCGUGUACAACCCGUUGCCAGUAUUUUCUUGUUCCGACUCGGACUUCGUGUGUCCAAGCCUUCAUGAUGUGUGUCUGCCUGUCUACUUCCGGUGUAACGGAGUCAACGACUGUCCUGGUCACGAGGACGAGGCGGCAUGUGACAGGUACACGUGUCCCGGCUUCUACCGCUGCCGCAAAUCUCAGGUGUGUGUUCACGAGAGUCACGUGUGUGACGGGAUCUACCAUUGUCCUCAACAUGAUGAUGAAAUAUUGUGCAAUGAAACAUGUCCAGACAACUGUGUCUGUCACGGAUGGUCUUUCAUCUGUUUUAACGUUUUUGAUGCAGCCGCCUACUCCAGUCUCCGAUACCUUGACGCCAGUGGGACCUCGAUGACCCUUGGUGACCUCGAGAACAACACAUUUCUUGUUUACCUCAGCCUAGCCAGGUGUAAUCUGACCGAAGUACACGAAGUGACACUGCUUAACCUUCGGACUCUCGACCUUAGCAAUAAUGAGUUAACCGAGCUUAGCAGCAGCCAUUUUGCUGGCCUGAAAAAUUUAGAGUUUUUAAAGAUAAGCCAUAACCCAUUGACCAAUCUCCUCUUUCACAACUUCAAUUAUACAUCAGCUCUAAACUUUCUAGACAUGUCUGACAUACACAUUUCAAAAAUGGACUUCAGUAUAUUUGCUUUUUUCUCAAAAUUGUCCAGUUUAAAUCUGUCAGGAAGCCACAUUAAUCACGUGACAGGACGAGGUUUUGCUAACAUGUCAUAUCUUCGCGUGCUCAAUCUACAGAAAUGUCCGCUGACAGUAUUCCCUCAAGAAAUAUUUGAAGGUUUGGACAGUCUGGAGACAGUUUUUGCUGACAACUACAAGCUGUGUUGUCCGGCGACCUUACCCCGAGGGUUCAACGUGCUCAACUGUCACGCUCCUUCCGACGAAGUGUCGUCUUGUGAUGACUUGCUGCGCUCCAACCUGUACCGCGUGGCACUCGCCAUCUUUGCCUCUCUCUCGUUAGUGGGAAACCUCAGCACUUUGGUUUACCGCUUGAUUCUCCACAAAACCACCAGCAACGUGGGGUACGAUGUUUUCGUCACUAACUUGUGUGUGGCCGACUUUCUGAUGGGUGUGUAUCUCUUGAUCAUCGGUAUAGCAGACCACAGGUAUAAAGGUGUUUACCUGUGGGAGGAUACAGGGUGGAGAAACAGCGGGUUGUGUAAUGUGGCGGGUGUUUUUGUGUUUCUUGUCAUCUGAAGUAUCGGUUUUUAUUAUAUUUUUUAUUACGCUCGAUCGCUUUCUAGUUUUCCGUUUUCCAUUUAGCCAGGUGCACUUUCGAAAGCAAUCAGCUGUGUUUGUUUGUAUUGUUACCUGGCUGGCAGGUAUGACCUUAGCCGCGAUUCCCCUUCUGCCGAUGACGUCACAUUGGAGCUUUUACAGCCAGACUAGCAUUUGCUUUCCCCUGCCGACAUCCCGGGUGGAUUUCCCGGGUCGUGCUUAUUCUUUUAGUGUUGUUAUUGCAUUGAAUUUUAUUUUGUUUACGUUUAUUAUGAUUGGUCAAAUGUUUGUUUACCAGUCUGUUCGUUCUAAUUCUAUUUCUUCUUCAUGUACGUCUAAAACUAUCAAAGACUUUAAUAUUGCUCUUCGCUUAAUGACAGUAGUUAUGUCAGACUUUCUGUGCUGGUUCCCUGUUGGUUUGACAGGAAUCCUCGCUGCAAAUGAGUUUCCUAUUUCCGGAGAGGUUAAUGUAGGGUUAGCUAUUUUUGUUCUGCCCUUCAAUUCCGCACUUAACCCGUUCCUGUACACCAUCAACAUCUACUUAGAGCGCCGACGAUGUAGAAGAGAGGAAGAAAGACGAAAGCGGAUCAUAGCUCAACUUAAAUUAAUUAAUGGUUUCACAGGAUUGGGUAAUUGCAAAGUAAAACUCACUCACAACGAGGCCUUUGACCUCAUUAAGACGAUGCUUUCAGCCAAAGUUUUUUCUCGUGAGGAGCUGACAAAUGCCAUUGAAGCAAACAGAGGGGAAUAUUGAAACGAUUUAAAAAUUAAGUUAUUGUAGUUCUAGACAAAAUAAUCCUUCAUGCAGAAGAUAAUACUAUAAUAAUACAAACAUGGUAGUUAUAUGUGAAGUACACGGUAACUUUUAAUUUCAAGGAAUUACUGUAGUGGACAAAUAACAUCCGUAGAUAGAACUGAGUGAAUUCUGUUCAGUGAACAAGUCUUGAUGGAGUAGAUUUCUAAGACCUAUGCUAUAGUAUAUUACGACGAACUUCAAUUUUUAAAAAUAAAUUACAAAAUUUAUUCCUAUUUUUGUUUAUAUUGACAUAAUAUUGUUAAGAUUGAUAUUGUUCUUGUUACACUAAAUCUUUACAAUAAGCAUAAUAAAUUUAUACCAUCUUCACAUUUCUCGAAUUGAAAAGUUUGUACGUUUAGUUACUUUAUCAGUGUGAAUUAUAUAACAGAUAUUGAAAAAUAAGAAAUAAGCAAAGGUUAAAAUAAAGGAAAACUUAACUCUCAAACAUAACACGAAGUAUUACUCGUCAAUCUGUAUUUCUCACUGAAAACAUAUGUUUAAAAAUAUUAUGAUUAAAUACUAUGCUUAAUUUAUUGCACUCAUUUUUAUUGUUUUAUUUACUGUUUAUUUAUAAUUUAGUUUUUCACAGUAUCUUAAUUAUAUGGUCAUUUUAUUUGUUAGAUUCAUUAUUUUAGGCUUGAUGUCUUACCUUAAGUGGGUGUGGCUCAGUGGCUCAAAGUGGUUUGUAUCAUGACAUGUUAUUGUUAGUUAUUGGUGAAAAAGCGCUAUAAUAAUAAUAAUAUAAAAAAUAAAAACAUGAGACAUUUAGUCUUCCGUCGGUCAGUCAGGUUUAUAGCUAUGUUUAUAAUUUUAUGUACAUGUUUAUAACACUGAGAGAUGGGUAGGGGGAGAUUUAGCACCAGAAAAUUCCUUUAAUUACAGUUUUCAAAAUGGAAAGAAAGUAUUGUCUUUGCUGAAAAGUAAUACCAGAAGUUUGCUGAAUAUUUAAGAUUGUUUGCAAAGAUAUCCUAGUGUGGGUAGAUUGAAUGCAAAAUAUUAUGGUUGCCAUUCCGUUGUUUUCCUUCAAAUUUAAGAUUUUCUUUUAUUUUAUUUCGUAAGACUGUAUUUAUUUUUGAGUUUCAAUUUUGUAUUUGGACAUCUAAAAGAUAUAUUUCAUUCUUUGAGCUUCUUAAUUGGUUCGCGUUUAUAAGCUCUGUUUACAAAAAAUCUAAUAAAUUAUGCAAAACAUAUUUUACUGCAGAUAUGCAGGCUUUUGUAAAUUUAACAUUGCGUAUAUGAAAAUAUUCGAUCGUAAUAAUUUUUUCGUUUUCUUGACAUACAAAAUACAGCAUUUCAUCCAUUGUCAAAACGAAAGUAUUGCUGAAUUUAAUGAAACCUCUAAUUGUUGACCUCACUGACAUGAGCAAGAAAACUAACCUCAGGGCAGAUGGAGGGUCUCUGCGUUUUAGGUCCAGCGAUUAAUAGAAUAUAAAUAUUUGUCCCAUACGACGAGUGCUUAGUGGCCAUCAGAAGAUGGUUAACAGUUGGGUGAAGAACGAGUCUUCUUCCGUCCAGAACUAACGGCAGAUGAAUGGUUGGGAAUCGCCAUUAUGGUACUCAAACCUUCAUUGUUUUACACAGACAGUCCCUGUGGUACAGAUUAACUUUACAACAAAGUAAUUAAUAAUAAUAAGAAAUGCAAAAUUUGUAAAGCGCAUACUCUCACUCCUAAAGAGUAUUUCUGAGCAUUAAUUAAUUAAUCUUAAUUGUGCCGGCAUAGCCCCGUGUUCACCCAUUCUACUCUUGAAAAUCUCAGCGGUGAACCUCGAUGACCUUUGGUCUAGUUUACAAGCACGCUGGGUCGUGAUUUUCUACCUCGAAAAUGUUCUGGCGAUUAAAGGCUGGUGGAUGUGAACAUAUGUUUAUUUUUAUGUGGACAAAGGUUUCUUCCAUGGUCCCUAGUCGUUUGUAAAAGCUUUAGGUCAUGACAGUUUGCUAUUGUGUCAGCAAGUCUGGUCAUCUUUUCGUUUCACUGUGUAGUUGCUACCAGCCUGCAGUCGGCAUCAUGGUCACUUUUAUUUAUCACUGUAUUGUCUUCUAAUUAUAUAUAUAAAUAAGCUUUGUAAUCUCGAGUUUUUUCCAUCGUAAAGCGAGAGGGGGUCUGCAAAUCAUCAUCAUCUGUGUAACCAGACAGUAGGUAAUUACGGUACCGACAUUUCAAUAUAGACUACACCACACCACUAGUCUGUUCCUCUUUCUGUCAAGGAAAACAAAUUCAUUCCACCAUAUCACACAACAAAAAGUGUAGAUUGAAUAAUGUUAAUACAAACUUUUUACUGAGCGCUUCACAACCAGACUGGAUAAACUCAGCGAACACGACUAAAGGU
Messenger RNA from Pomacea canaliculata, 7015 nucleotides. RefSeq lists its product as uncharacterized. Gene Ontology annotation, molecular function: protein binding. The transcript is spliced from 5 exons. The record is from RefSeq and is a predicted model, not a curated record. The coding region runs from base 500 to 3871 and encodes 1123 amino acids. Lineage: Eukaryota; Metazoa; Mollusca; Gastropoda; Architaenioglossa; Ampullariidae.